UAUGAGAUUACUUUUCUCUAUUAAAUUUACUAUAAAAAAGUGUUAAGAAAUGUCCUUUGAAACAUACAGAAGAGCAAAUGUCCAUUAGAAUUUAUGACCAAGCUGGUAACAAACAUUAUUACUAUUCUUCAGCAAUUAAGCAAUUACUCUAUUUUAGAGUUGUUCAUUCAUUUGUUUAUUAAUUCACUCAGCAAACAGUUUUAAUAUUGAUAAAGAGAGAGAUAAAAUCAAGAUAAUGUGAUACUAUAAUAGAAAAAAGCCAUCUACCCAUUUUCAGGCAUGCUGGGAAGAUUUGAAGGCGAUUUAACAGUAGCUUAACAAUGCAGACAAUUAACUCUGGAAAGAAACAGGAGCAUAUAUCAAAACAGACAAUGUUACCUCUUUACACAUUCCAGUCACCAGUACUGACCUUUGCAAAUUGAUAAGACUGUAUCUCACAUUAGAUCCAACAUGAAUUUCUGGCUGUGUUCUGCGUGUGGUUUUUCAAAAAAGAAUCUCUAUUUGGAUAUACCUCUUACAGGAAUUCAAAUACAAAACGAGCGCAAGCAAAUACCAAUCCACCCAUUAAGUAAGCUGUUAGGCAGGUAAACCCGGCUUGGAGGAAUGGAUGGUAUCAGUUUCCUCCCAUUGGAUGGUAUGGUCUCUCCUCUUCAUUCUCACAAACCUUUGACCUUUUCCACUGGUCAUGUCCUGAUCCUGCCACUCCGGGUUGUGGAUGUCAUCACAAGCAAUCACCAGCACUCUUGGCAAUAACUUCUCUUUAAAUCUGUAUUGUGUUUGAAGAUGGGGCUAGUAUAGUGGAGCUGAAACUGAGAUGCAUUGAUACCAACCCUAAGAGAACAUGCUCCACUCCAACAGCCUGAUGUUACAUGCUGAAGAUCAGAAGUUCCUAAUCCAUAGGAGGCCUCAGGAGCAGAGUGAAGUCAUCACCUAUAAUGGAUACCCCAGUGAAGAGUAUGAGGUUGUCACUCAAGAUGGGUACAUCCUUAGCAUCAACAGAAUUCCUCACGGGCGAAGAGACACUAGGAGUGCAGGUCCCCGGCCAGUAGUGUACUUACAGCAUGCCCUGUUUAUAGAUAAUUCCUGCUGGCUUAAGAAUUAUGCCAAUGGAAGCCUUGGAUUCAUUCUCGCAGACUCAGGUUACGAUGUCUGGCUGGGGAACAGUCGGGGGAACCUUUGGUCAAGAAAACACAAAACACUGCCACUGACUAAAGAAGAAUACUGGGCCUUUAGUUUUGAUGAAAUGGCCAAAUAUGAUCUCCCGAGCAUAAUAGACUUCAUUGUAAAUAAAACUGGGCAAGAGAAGUUGUAUUAUGUUGGACAUUCACUUGGCACUACAAUAGGGUUUGCAGCCUUUUCCACCAUGCCUGAAGUGGCUCGGAGAAUCAAAAUGAAUUUUGCCUUGAGUCCUGUGGCCUCAUUCAAAUAUACCAAGGGUAUUUUUACCAGUUUUUUUCUACUUCCAAGUUCUUCAAUCAAGAAAUUGUUUGGUACCAAAGGUGUCUUUACAGCAGAUAAGACAGCGAAGACAAUUUUUGUCAAAAUCUGCAACAAUAAAAUAUUACGGGUGAUAUGUCGUGAAGUAAUGGACUUAUGGGCAGGGUUAAUCAGGAACAAUCUGAAUAUGAGUCGGAUGGACGUGUACAUGUCACACUCUCCCACUGGAUCAUCAAUACAGAACAUCCUGCAUAUAAAGCAGCUUUACAGAGCUGAUGAAUUCAGAGCUUAUGAUUGGGGAAGUGAAGCUGAGAACAUGCGUCACUACAAUCAGAGUCGUCCCCCAGUGUAUGACUUGACUGCCAUGACAGUGCCUACUGCUAUUUGGGUUGGUGGAAAUGAUGUCCUUAUAACAAUCAAGGAUGUGGCCAGGAUACUCCCCCAAAUCAGGAAUCUCCAGUACUUCCAGUUUUUGCCAGAUUGGAACCACGUUGAUUUCAUCUGGGGCCUUGAUGCUCCUGCACGGGUGUACAGUACAAUCCUAGACUUGAUGAAGACAUGUUCCUGACUACAAUACACCCACUUUUCCAUUAAAGCUUGCUUUCAACUUCAGGAGGCUUUGGGGAAAAGAAUAAUCAACAGUGAGGUCUACUCCAGCAUCCUCCACAUUGUUGAUGUUGCUAAAUGUUCCCUGGUCAAGGAGUCUCAAGGAAAACAUCCCCCAAUCAAUGGUAUCCCACAGAUUUUCCACUGGUGAUUUGCAUUCUUCAUGAAUAAGGAGGAAGAUCUUUCUCCCUGUCUUGCUGAUUCACCCGCAUACAGAACCAAACAAGAGACAGAAAGGAAAAUUUCUCAAGGCAAGCCUCAUGUAGUGCUAAGCAUGGAGCAGAAUGAUCCCUAAACUUCCCCAUUCUUCCCUAAUGUAAGUAGAUUGGUGUUCUCCCAAACUGUAGUCAUUCACAUUCCUCACUCACCUGUGCCAUGUCUGCAUGACACCUACAAUUCUGAUUAUUUACAAGUCUCAAACUCAAUUUGUUUAUUUAUAUAUAUUUAAAAAAAACAUUUUUGGAGCUACUAUAAAUGGCAGGAAAAGGUACUAUUUACCCCAACUUGAAGGUAAAUAUAAACUGUAACAAUAAAUAGCAGAUAAUUGAUAAUAAAAUUCCUAGAUGCCAUGACUAGUCAAGGCCCCUGAGUUUUAGAACUGCCUUCUUUUUGUUAAACGUGUUCUCUUGAUUUGAAAGGGAGAUUGGCAAGUGCUAGAAACAAAGACAUAAACCAGAGUUCGGCUUUCUCCUUGCGCUCAGGCUAAAAGAAAUUUGACAGUGAGUCUUUGGUGGAAUGUACCAUGGCCCUUCAAAGCUGUUCAUGUCAUAAUUCAAGAAACAAACCCUAACCCUUAUAUGACAAAAGAGACUUUGCAGAUGUGACUAAGUUAUGGAAGUUAAGAAACUUGAGGUGAGAAGUGGCUCAAAGUAAUUACAGGGGUCUUCCCCUAAGAGGGAGGCAGGAAGGUCAAAGUCAGAAAAUAUAACAACGAAACCACAAGAAUCUGGAGUGAUGCACUGACUCAAGGAAUGCAGGCCGCCUCUGGAAUCUGGAAAAGGGGAGGAAACAAAUUCUCCCAGAAGUUUCCAUAAAGAAUGCAGCCCUACACCUUUAUCUUAGAUUUCUGAUCUUCAAAACUGUAAGAGAAUAAACUUAUAUUUUUAAGCCA
Messenger RNA from Pipistrellus kuhlii (Kuhl's pipistrelle), 3154 nucleotides. It is a transcript of the gene LIPN, whose product is annotated as lipase family member N. The record is from RefSeq and is a predicted model, not a curated record. Gene Ontology annotation, molecular function: hydrolase activity, acting on ester bonds. Gene Ontology annotation, biological process: lipid metabolic process. The transcript is spliced from 11 exons. The coding region runs from base 842 to 2005 and encodes 387 amino acids. Lineage: Eukaryota; Metazoa; Chordata; Mammalia; Chiroptera; Vespertilionidae.